This is a messenger RNA of Puccinia triticina, 183 nucleotides long. RefSeq lists its product as uncharacterized. The transcript is spliced from 2 exons. The record is from RefSeq and is a predicted model, not a curated record. Lineage: Eukaryota; Fungi; Basidiomycota; Pucciniomycetes; Pucciniales; Pucciniaceae. Bases 1 to 183 code for a protein of 60 amino acids.
AUGAAGCGCAAAACCUCAGCCGUCGAGUUCAGCCAUACCAUUCAAGGACUCAACGAACUCAGCACAUUCAGCCAGCUCAUCCAAAUCACACCUCAAACGGCUUCCUCAAUGGGUGGUUUGGAAGAAGCUCAGUCAAAUCUCAGGCCACACAAGCCGAAAUUCGACAAGGAAUCAACUCAGUGA